GCCCGUCCUUGUCUUUAGUUGCGGGAGGCUGCGGGUUCUGCGCGGAGUUAGAGAAGGACAGUGUAUGUACACGGUGUAAGAGGUGGGAAAGCUCCCUGAGGCUGCUUUGAGGCUUUAUCGAAGUUGGACAUCCCUGUCACAAAAAAGUUCGGAAUUGUUGAGAAGAGUCCCAAUGGGCGGGGAGAAAAAACCCAUCAAAACCAAUCAAACAAAACAACAACAACAAAAAGUAAAGCUAUAUCUUAAUGCAUUAGUAACUUAAGUUUUUUGGCACCUUUUUUUCCCCUGUAACGUAGUUUAUUAAAUUUUGCAAAGGAAAUCUAAUUCAGCCCAUGCUCAGAAUGGAGCACCAGCCCCUGCUCAGAGGGUCUAGCUCGCCCUGCAAGCUCCCCAGCUGGACGUUGUUCCUGGCUGUUUGUGCUGUUGGAAUUGGAGGCACCUUUCAGUACGGGUACAAUGUCUCCAUUAUCAAUGCACCCACUCAGGCAAAGAGCAAGAGCCUCUGAUUACAGAUACAUGCCAGUUCAAGAGUUUCUAAAGGCAAAUUUUAGAAAACCAAGCAUGUGGAAUAACAGCUUCAAAGUUCUGACACAUGAAUACUGUAAGCAUAUACACAAGUUCUUAAACGAGACCUGGAGUAGUCGUUAUCACAAGGAGCUAAAUCCAGAUUUGCUGACUUUUCUUUGGUCUGUCAUCGCUUCCAUCUUCUCCCUCGGAGGCCUGUGUGGAGCCCUGAUUGGAGGCAGCAUGGCCAUUCGCCUGGGCAGGAAAGGAGCUCUUUUGAUGAAUAAUGUUAUAGCAAUACUAGCCUCCAUUUUAAUGGGGAUCAGUUUUCCUACAGGAUUGUUUGAGUUACUGAUUGCUGGAAGGUUUUUGAUUGGCAUAAAUUCAGGUAUUGGGCUCUGUGUGCAGCCUCUUUAUAUUGGGGAGUUUGCCCCAAAACACCUAAGAGGUGGCUUGGCCAUGGGGACUUCCAUCUUUCUGACUGGGGGAAUUCUGACAGGACAAGUAAUUGGUUUGAGAGAAUUAUUGGGUGGAGAAGAGCAUUGGCCUCUGUUGCUAUCCAGCAGCUGUAUUCCAGCAUUAGCCCAACUGUUAUUCCUUCCAUGGUUUCCUGAAAGUCCCAGAUAUCUUCUUAUUGACAGAGGUGAUGAGCUGAGCUGUGCCAAAGCUUUGAAACGAUUUCAUGGUUCCUCAGAGUAUCGAAGGGAGAUGGAAGACAUCCAGCGGGAAUGCUUUGCCUUAGAUGGGGAGAAACCCAAGAAGCCCUGGCAGCUGUUCAGUGACCGUGCUGUGAGAUGGCAGCUCAUCACUGUCAUCGUGAUGACAAUGGGCCAACAGCUCAGUGGCAUUAAUGCUAUUUAUUUCUAUGCAACUUACGUUUUUGAACAAGCUGGGAUCGUGGCAGAAAAAAUCCCGUAUGUGACACUUGGCACUGGAGUUUGUGAAUGUCUCACAGCCCUCUCCUGUGGUUUGCUGAUAGACUAUGUGGGAAGAAGAUGCCUUAUCAUUGGGGGUUAUCUCCUCAUGACGCUCUGGUGCGCUGUUCUGACCUUCUCUCUGACUUACCAGGAGCUGUACUCCUGGGUGCCUUACAUGAGCAUGAUGUGUGUAUUUGCCUUCAUCUUGAGCUUUGGGCUGGGCCCAGGUGGCAUAACAAACACCCUGACAGCUGAGUUAUUUGUACAGUCCUCACGUCCUGCUGCCUACAUGAUUGCAGGGACUGUGAGCUGGAUUAGUUUCUUCACAGUUGGAAUGCUCUUUCCCUUCAUCGUGAAUGGACUGAAGCAGUAUUGUUUUGUGGUGUUCUUACUGGAGUGCUUCUUUGUUGCUGCUUUCAUCUUCCUCAUAAUUCCUGAGACAAAAAACAAAUCCUUUCUGGAAAUCAAAAAGGAAUUUCACAAGCUUAAUUUUGGAAGAAAUGCCAGGAAAAAGGAAACGGAGCUUUAUGAAAGAAGGCAACUUCAAGAUGAAUUUUUAAAGAUUUCUGCCUAAUUUCACAAAUGCAAUAGAACUUUGGUGAGAAUUAUGAACCUUGUAAUACAUGAUCAAGUGGCUUAUUAAAUCUUCCUGUGUAUUUAGAGAAAGUGUAACUAAAGGCACAUUAGUACUGCUGAAAACACUGUUAAAACGUGUAUUGCUGAAAUACAACUAACAACAUAUUGUAUUAUCCACAGAAAACAUCUUUAGCUGUAACCUGGUGCUGUAGGGAUGCAGAAAUGCCAGGGAGGAUGUUCAGUGAGCCCCUCUGGCAGAUUUCUGCAGGUAAUUCAGCAACUCUUCUUGCAUUUCAAAGCCCUGUCUUCAGCUUGGGUCAUUGGGCGUAUCCAAAUGCUUUGCUGAGUGUAACAUGGUGAGUUCUUCUUAAAACCCACACAAGAACUGAUAGCUGAUAUUUGAAAUAUUCCAGUUUAUGCAGAAAUAGUGGUAUUGAGUUUCUGUUUUUCCAGUUAUGUCAUUUUGAAAGCCUUAAAGACAUUCCUCAUCCAGUCCUACUACUGUACUGUGCAAUGAAAGUACAGCACCUCUCUGAUUACUGGUAUUUGGAAUAAAAACUUGUAUCCUGAUAAAA
Messenger RNA from Passer domesticus (house sparrow), 2572 nucleotides. Its product is annotated as solute carrier family 2, facilitated glucose transporter member 11-like. Gene Ontology annotation, cellular component: plasma membrane. NCBI's taxonomy places the organism in Eukaryota, Metazoa, Chordata, Aves, Passeriformes, Passeridae. The record is from RefSeq and is a predicted model, not a curated record. The transcript has 13 exons. Gene Ontology annotation, biological process: monosaccharide transmembrane transport. Gene Ontology annotation, molecular function: hexose transmembrane transporter activity. Bases 457 to 1995 code for a protein of 512 amino acids.